AAAAGUUAAUUACCACUGACAACUCUUCAGGAGCAAGUUUCUCUCUCCUCUGAAACCCCAGCUGCUCAUUUUCGUAGGCAAGGAUUAUAUUGUUGAACUCCAUGGUUGGAACAGGGUUUGAGGAGAUCGAUCCCAAAGCUUUUUCUAGUAGUAGUUCGUCGAUGGAGGACUUUGGGGAGCCAAAUUCCGAUUGGACGAACUCCGAUCAUGGUCUUGAAGAAUUUUUGAAAAUGGAAAUGCCUUCACCAGAAUCAUUGAUGUCACUAGAUUUUGGCAGUCAAAGUAUCCAGUCAGUACUGUCUUUUGAUCCAUCAAUGCUAAAUCAGACAACUGGCAUUCAGUUUACUGGACAACAACAUGAUCAACAUGCAACAUCUGGUGUGAUGGCAGAUAUGAAUCAAGCAAACGUGCACUUAGGGCAGCAAGGUUCAGAUAUAUCCUUAACUAGUAGGUCCAAAAUAAAUGAUCCUAAAGUUUUGACAGAUGACAAGGUUACAAGGAAAAGACAGAGGGAUAGAGAUUACAGAGAAAGACGCAGGAAAGAGAGGAUGGAAACGAAGGACAAUCUAGAGGCACUUGGCGAAGAAAAUGAACAUUUGGAGAAGGAGAAUGAAUCUUUAAAACGGGAAAAUGCUUUGAUGAAUCAAACUUUAGAAUCCCAAGCAGAAGAGAUUAAACAACUUAGAAAUGAUCUCAAUAAUAUGAAGUUUGAGCAUGGGAAGCAAAAUAUUCUGGUACAGAUACUUUCAUCAGAACUUCUAGCCAAUCCUGAACUUCAACUUGAAAAUCAACGCCUCAAAGAUGAAAAUGUUAGACUGAGGAAUAAAGUCGACGUUAAUGAUUACUCAUCACAGCUUAUAAAGGAGAAUGGAAGCCUGCGAAUUGAAAAUAUGGUACUCAGGGUGCAAAAUGAUGCUCUAUGUGAGAAGAUUGCCAAUGAUAAUGGUUAGAACAAGGAAAAUUGAAGUUUGACUUUCUUCUAUUGAAUUCUUUUUGAUAAUGCAUUUAUUACUUUAUAUAGUUGUAUAUAAUAAAUAUGAAUUUGUUAUACAUUUUGAAAGAACUCUCCUCAUAUUUACAACGUGUUUUUUUUUUUUU
Molecule: messenger RNA, 1098 nt
Organism: Theobroma umbraticum
Lineage: Eukaryota; Viridiplantae; Streptophyta; Magnoliopsida; Malvales; Malvaceae
Source: RefSeq, a predicted model, not a curated record